CUAUUUUGCUAGCAACUUCACUCUAUCUUUGCCACUCCCACAAGGAUAGGACAUUUUCCAUUAGAAUUAGUUGGUCAAAAUUAAAUAAAGAUUUUGUGUUUUUCACCGGCAUAAAUGUUCGCUGAUAAGUUAUUAAGGAAAUAUAAUUUUUUAGUUGAGAUAUUUUGUUAUGCUUUAAUGUGCAGUUUAAUUGUGUAAAUUGUGACGUCCUGUGAUUUCUAGUUGAUGAAUUUAAUAUUUGAGGUUGACCGAUAAAUCCUGGGUACAGAAGGGCUGAGAUAAUGUCUGGAGCUUGCAACUGCUCCGUGUUCCUGCCUGGGCCAUCCAUCGCACCUCCCUGUGGCUCUGCCUCCCUCACCUUCAUGAGCCUCCUUCAGGUGUUCCUAAGGUCACAGUGCGACAUAGAGGAUCCGUGUAGGCGUGUGGAGUCUAUCGACAGCCCAUUUUCCGAUUACGACUUCAUCGUUGUUGGAGGAGGCUCAGCAGGGUCAGUUGUGGCGAGUAGACUGUCCGAAGUGCCCCAAUGGAAGGUUUUGCUCAUAGAAGCUGGGGUGAAUGAACCGACUGGCAGUCAAGUGCCUGGAUUGUGGGUGAACUUCUUUGGAUCGUCAAUUGACUGGAAGUAUAAAACUGAACCAGAAAAAAUGGCGUGUCUUGGAAGUGUUGAGCAAAGAUGUUCUUGGCCUCGAGGAAAGGUGAUUGGAGGCACUAGUGUGAUUAACGGUAUGAUGUAUAUGAGGGGAAGCAGAAAAGAUUACAACGACUGGGAGCAGGCAGGAAACCCAGGGUGGGGGUACAAAGAUGUUCUUUCAUAUUUUAUGAAAUCAGAAAACAAUCUACAACAAUCUUCAGUGGACGAGGGAUAUCACGGAACAGGAGGGCUUCUUCCUGUGUCUCAGUUCCCAUACCAUCCUCCCAUUGCUGAGGCAUUCCUUGAAGGGGCUAAAGAACUAGGUCAGAGGGUAGGAGACCUCAACGGCAAAACUCAUGAAGGUUUCGCUAUCGCCCAAGCGACUAACAAAAAUGGAAUUAGAUUCAGUAGCGCUCACGCUUUUCUACGACCAGCUAAAACUCGAACAAACCUUCAUAUACUUCUCAAUACGACUGUCACACGUGUUCUGGUUGACCCAAAGACCAAAAAAGCAUUAGGAGUAGAAAUAAUGAAACCUUGUGGCAAAACAGAACAAGUAUUAGCAAAAAAAGAAGUUAUUGUGAGUGGUGGAGCUGUGAAUUCCCCUCAGAUUCUCCUUUUGUCAGGCAUCGGUCCAAAAGAAGACCUGGAAAAAGUCGGAAUUCCAGUAGUACACGACCUACCAGGAGUGGGUAAAAACCUACACAAUCAUGUAGGACAUACAAUUAAAUUCUACAUUGACAAUAAUCAAGUGGUGGACUUAGAUUGGGCGACAGCUAUGCAAUAUAUGUUACAUCGGGAUGGAUUAUUGUCAUCAACUGGUCUUUCAUCACUUACAGGUAUGGUUAAGUCCAAGUUUGCUAACUCAAGCGAAGAUCAUCCUGAUAUCCAGAUAUUUUUUGGAGGUUAUAAAGCUAACUGUGCCAAAACUGGAGAAGUGGGACAAGUUUUGGAGAAUGAUGAUGGAUCACCAAAGAAAAGAAUGAUAACCAUGACUCCGACCAAUCUGCAUCCAAAGAGCAGAGGCUAUCUUACAUUGAAGGAUAAAAAUCCACUUUCACAUCCGAAAAUCGUUCCUAAGUACCUUACAGAAAUUGAAGACGUUCAUAGAUUGAUUGAAGGAAUCCGAUUUGGGAUAAAACUUGCUGAAACCAAAGCACUUGAGGAAUACGGUAUCAAACUGGACACAAUACCGAUUACUGCUUGCAAACACUUGACAUUUGGUUCUGAUGAAUAUUGGGAGUGUGCGGUUCGUCAUAACACGGCUCCUGAGAAUCACCAAGCGGGUUCUUGCAAGAUGGGACCUUCCUCCGACCCGCUGGCUGUAGUGGACCAUCAACUGAAGGUUAGAGGCAUUGAUAACUUGAGAGUGAUGGAUGCCUCCAUCAUGCCUAAGCUGACCUCAGGCAACACAAAUGCUGUAUGUAUCAUGAUUGGAGAAAAGGGCGCAGACAUGAUCAGGAAGAGCUGGUCCAGGCAGUAGAUUCAUAGGUUCAAACAUUUGUGUCAAUCAGUUUUAGAAAAUAAAGCAAUAACAUACUGUC
This is a messenger RNA of Macrosteles quadrilineatus (aster leafhopper), 2175 nucleotides long. RefSeq names its product glucose dehydrogenase [FAD, quinone]-like. NCBI's taxonomy places the organism in Eukaryota, Metazoa, Arthropoda, Insecta, Hemiptera, Cicadellidae. The record is from RefSeq and is a predicted model, not a curated record. The transcript has 5 exons. Gene Ontology annotation, molecular function: flavin adenine dinucleotide binding; oxidoreductase activity, acting on CH-OH group of donors. Bases 282 to 2114 code for a protein of 610 amino acids.